GUCGAUUCAAUCAAUAUCUUCCAUCAUUGGAAAAGCUGCCAGCGUCGUGCCUUGUUUAUUUUGCUACAUAAACCAGCUCAUUCGCAUCAGUUCAAUCCUUUCUCGACUUCUAGCAUCAUCUUUCAACUUGACUCCGAACACAGCGAGGUACCCUUGACACAGAAUCGAACAUCGAAACACUUUACUACUGAUUCUCUGAAGGAAACCUUGGGUGUCUUUCAACAUGCAGCUCUCAUCCAUCAACAUGAUCCUGUCCAUCGUCUGCCUCAUGCUCACCAGCACCUUGGCAACCGCUUCUCCAAUCGCUGCAGCCGACUUCUUGGAUGCAAAUUCAUUCAAUGCGACUGCUCAUAGAAUUUCCGUUCUCGAGCAAGAGGCCCUCUCCAGCCUCCGCGCUCGCGAUGAUCCCGCCGUCUUCACGAUCCAUCUCGAAGACGACGUCCAGGACUUCAUUGGCUGUGUGCCUGAACCGGCAGAUGUCGGUCGCUGCACAGUCUCCUUCGUCGAACACAGCACCUGGGAUGGCAUCGCCGGUCUCUACAUCUACGACCACUGGUGCAACAAGAUUGGCGUCAACACACACGUCAGCCGCGCCACCCUAGGCUCCAAAGUCGGAGAGAUUGUUGGUGAUGAUCGUGGAUAUUCGAUGCCUUCCGAGCUCAAGUACCUCUUGGUCAUUUACAUCGAUCAAAGCUUCAAUGAGAACACCAAUGGUGGACGUGGGGUUCACACGAAGUAUAGCGGAUAUGACAAGUAUCCGUUCUACAAGAUGGAUUAUUAUAAUGGUUAUGUCCAUAAGGCUAGUAUUGCUUCACAUAUUAGCAUUGGGAAUGGGAAGGAGCAGAAUUAUUUCGUCAUGAGAUUGCCGUUUAACUGUAGAUAG
This is a messenger RNA of Cadophora gregata, 883 nucleotides long. RefSeq lists its product as uncharacterized. NCBI's taxonomy places the organism in Eukaryota, Fungi, Ascomycota, Leotiomycetes, Helotiales, Ploettnerulaceae. The coding region runs from base 224 to 883 and encodes 219 amino acids. The transcript is spliced from 2 exons. The record is from RefSeq and is a predicted model, not a curated record.